AUGCAUUCUAUGACUUGCCAGGAUUGUCCUAGGAAGUUAGAGGUCGAACGCUACGUUAAAGAGCAUAAGAUUGAUGAAAUGCUUCAGAAUUUGACCUCUUCGUUGUUCUACAAAAUGCCAGAAAAUCCAAAACAAUAUUUAAUUGAACAAUUACGUUUAUUAAAAGCUUCACGUGAUGAAUAUGCAGAACCUCCAACAUUAUUCACUGAAACUAAUGCUGAAACAAUAUUUAAUAUGCUUGAUCCAUGUGAAAAGAACUCAAUCCCUUCUGAUCGAUAUCAGCAUGCAUUAGAAACAUUAGGAGUACUUCAAUAUGGUAAAGUUAUAGACAAUAAAGAUGAAUUCAUAAGUAAAGAUGUAUAUAUGAAUGUUGUUAAAACAGGUUUAAAACAAAUGGCAUCAACUUAUAAACCAUUUAAAUAA
Schistosoma curassoni is the source of this 423-nucleotide messenger RNA. The record is from the annotation of a GenBank genome assembly. Lineage: Eukaryota; Metazoa; Platyhelminthes; Trematoda; Strigeidida; Schistosomatidae.